Molecule: messenger RNA, 1446 nt
Organism: Acanthosepion pharaonis
Lineage: Eukaryota; Metazoa; Mollusca; Cephalopoda; Sepiida; Sepiidae
Source: the annotation of a GenBank genome assembly
AUGAUUGCCGUUAUACUGUGCGCGUGUCCAUUUUUCUUUAUUUUCUUCAUUAUUUUUCUCAUUGAUGCCAGAAACACUUUUGCAAGUAAAUGGAAAUUAAAUUUACCCGUCUGGAUAUAUACCUACUCUAGUCACAGCACUUUAUACCAAAGAAAUGAAUUCGGAAAACUGAUAACACGGCACUUGGUGGUGGCUUUCCAACGGAUUUCGUGGGGAAUUAUGGGAGUCGAGUACAUCCGCAGAGACGCUCGACGUGGACUGCAAUACAAACAAAGUGCACAUGUUCAGGAUAUUAUCUGGCGACGCAAACUGUGUGACAUCUACAUUGCAGAUCCGAGUGACUUCAUCUCUAUCCACAACUGUUUCAAGCACCCGACUUACGUGCUAAAACAGAACGUUUCACUCUACUGCCUCACAAAAGACGAAGCUGUAUUUGUGGAAACAUCAUCUACGGUGGAUAUCUACAGCUGUGACACAAGUCCGUUUUUUCACAAUUCACAGUUCCUGCACGCCGAAAAGAUCAUAACUAUACCGUUGGCUUCGUUCCACAAGAUGGCAUCCGACUUAGGUGAGCCACGAAUGCCAGUGAUUUGGAUUUCAAGGACUUGGCGUUGCGGUUCGGCUAUUAUGCGGCAGAUGUUUGAAAACGUUCCUAAUGUGAUUGUUAUUGGGGAGCCUGAUGCCCUAACUAGCCUUAGCAAUCUGGAAAGAGAAAAAAAAAUAUCAAAAGCAGAAUACAAACAGCUGUUAACCAGUACCAUACGAGUAUUGUGCAAACCAAAUGAUCGUGCCAAUAUGAUAUGUAUCAAAACAAGGCCAUGCUGCUUUCGCAUGGUCAAAGAUGUCUAUGCAAUGGUACCGUCAGUGGGCCAUAUCUUCAUGUACCGAAACAGCUUGAAGACAGUUUCAUCAGUGAUUAACACAACGUUGAAUUCAAACGUUCUUUUUCAACUCAUCCGCUUUAUAGCUGACAGUAAUGCUCUGUCAAAGGUGUUCCCAUGCGUUCGGCGUAGUUUGUACGACUUGUUCAGCCAUAUUGACAAGAGCGACACGACAUUGAAAGACUUAGCUCCCAACCUCAGCACAGUCGGUAUUAUAACAGCCGGCUGGGCGUCCAGCGUUUCGCGUUGUGAAGAGCUCCGCAUGUAUGGCGUUCCUGUACUACCUGUAAUUUGUGAAGAUCUCAUCAAAUAUCCACGUCAGUGUUGCGAGAUCUUGUUUGAACUCUUCAAUAUCUCGCAUGAACAUGUUACGUUAGCUGUUGACGGUUUCCGAAAAGAUACUAGACGGACGUCAACUAUCCUUGCUCGGCUUCCGACUAAGAGCGAAUCACGUAGAGAUAUUGAUCCAGACAAGCGUUCUGAAGCGGACGCCAUCUUAAAGAAAUAUUCUCUACCCAGAUUAGGGGAAAGAUAUCAGAUAUCUGGCGUAUUGAGUAUAGAUUAG